Molecule: messenger RNA, 335 nt
Organism: Staurois parvus
Lineage: Eukaryota; Metazoa; Chordata; Amphibia; Anura; Ranidae
Source: the annotation of a GenBank genome assembly
AUGUUGAAAUGUGUUUACAUGUGCGUUUUUGCUAUGUUUUGUGCUUAUUGCAGCUUUGUUUUCCAGUAACCCCCCAGCAUGUUAUCCUAUGUGUCCAUCCCCGGCAUGUUAUCCUAUGUGUCCAUCCCUGGCGUGUUAUCCUAUGUGUCCAUCCCCGGCGUGUUAUCCUAUGUGUCCCAUCCCCGGCGUGUUAUCCUAUGUGUCCUCCCCGGCAUGUGUUAUGUGUCCCUACGUGUCCAUUCCUGGCAUGUAUCCUAUCCUGUGUGUCCAUCCCCGGCAUGUUAUCCUAUGUGUCCAUCCCCGGCAUGUUAUCCUAUGUGUCCAUCCCUGGCAUG